Galleria mellonella (greater wax moth) is the source of this 1097-nucleotide messenger RNA. It is a transcript of the gene bug, whose product is annotated as thioredoxin domain-containing protein 15. The transcript is spliced from 2 exons. NCBI's taxonomy places the organism in Eukaryota, Metazoa, Arthropoda, Insecta, Lepidoptera, Pyralidae. Gene Ontology annotation, cellular component: cilium. The record is from RefSeq and is a predicted model, not a curated record. Gene Ontology annotation, biological process: cilium assembly. The coding region runs from base 157 to 1032 and encodes 291 amino acids.
CAGGAAAAAAAAAAGAAAAAUGUCAUAACAAAUUUAUAUAAAACUUCAAAUAUAUAACAUUUCUACAUGAUUCGACUUCAAAAAUAUUGAAAUCUAUCGGUAUUUUACUGUCGAUACGUAUUCGGUGUAGUAUUUAAUCUUUAAUGCUAAUACGUUAUGAUUAUGUCUUUAAGUACAAUACUUACAUUUUUAAUCAUAUUGGGUUUGUUUACAAGUACAAAGCAGUUCGAUGUUCAGGAAGACCCUUUGUCCGACACGCCGGAUUUGGACAGCGAUGUUCCUAAUGUUGACGAGUCUGAAUCAUUACUUUCUAACGUAGUUUCUGAUGUCAACAAAACUCUAACCAACUUGUACAACCAUGUAACUUCUGCAAACAUAACAGCAGAAAAUACUACUCACUCAGCGAAUGAAACAAAAAAACUUGUAAAAUGUAAAGACAUCUUCGACGCAAAUGAACAGUUGGAGCCUUCUGUUGAAGUUAUAAACAGUAGCUACCUAUCAAAACUGUUACAAAUCAAACCAGACAUUACAAGUAGAGAUAUGGAGGCAGAUUGUGUUUUAGUAAUGUUCUAUGCGAAAGCUUGUCCAUUUAGUGCUCAUGCAGCACCACAUUUUAAUGCAUUAGCACGCUCAUACCCUAAUGUUAAAAUGGUUGCUUUGGAUUCACUGAAGCAUCAUGGUACAAAUGCUCAGUAUGGCAUUGUCGGUGUCCCAACACUAAAAAUGUUCCACAAUGGACGACCUGUUGGGAAAUUUAAUGGCACAGAAUACAACAUACAGUCAUUCAGUAAAUUUGUACAUGCAAUUACUGGGAAGAAUCCACAAGGGUUACUAGUCACAUCAAAGGACUUUCAAGGCCCUGUAUCGAGUGUUGUUGAAAAUGAUACAGACUACUUUUUAGUAUUAUCUUGGUCAUUCAUUAUAAUAUGUUCUGUAUACUACUUUAUGCAGUCAAAGUGGUGGAGGAUGAUUGUGGAGAUGGUGCAGAACAAUUGGAGAGAGAGUGAAGCACAGCAUGAACACAAUGAUUAGUCUUUUAUAAUUUAUUAAGUGCAGGUUUUGUUAUAAUAAUGAAAAUAAAUGGUUAUUUGAAAAUA